Messenger RNA from Microtus oregoni (creeping vole), 1953 nucleotides. It is a transcript of the gene Pnpla2, whose product is annotated as patatin like phospholipase domain containing 2. Gene Ontology annotation, biological process: triglyceride catabolic process; lipid homeostasis; positive regulation of triglyceride catabolic process. Gene Ontology annotation, cellular component: cytoplasm; membrane; lipid droplet. Bases 86 to 1546 code for a protein of 486 amino acids. Lineage: Eukaryota; Metazoa; Chordata; Mammalia; Rodentia; Cricetidae. The transcript is spliced from 9 exons. The record is from RefSeq and is a predicted model, not a curated record. Gene Ontology annotation, molecular function: triacylglycerol lipase activity.
CCGGCACAGCGUCUCCGCCUCCGCCGGCGGGGACCCCAAGCUACCGCGACUGCGGGACCCACAGCCCGCUGGACACUGAGCCACGAUGUUCCCGAGGGAGACCAAGUGGAAUAUCUCGUUCGCUGGCUGCGGCUUCCUCGGCGUCUACCACAUUGGCGUGGCCUCCUGCCUCCGAGAGCACGCGCCCUUCCUGGUGGCCAACGCCACGCACAUCUACGGCGCCUCGGCAGGGGCGCUCACCGCCACGGCGCUGGUCACUGGGGCCUGCCUGGGUGAAGCAGGUGCCAACAUUAUUGAGGUGUCCAAGGAGGCCCGGAAGCGAUUUCUGGGCCCUUUGCACCCUUCCUUCAACCUGGUGAAGACCAUCCGUGGCUGUCUACUGAAGACCCUGCCUGCUGAUUGCCAUGAACGUGCCAGUGGACGCCUGGGCAUCUCCCUGACUCGGGUUUCAGAUGGAGAGAAUGUCAUCAUAUCCCACUUUAGCUCCAAAGAUGAGCUUAUCCAGGCCAAUGUCUGCAGCACUUUUAUCCCUGUAUACUGUGGCCUCAUCCCUCCUACCCUCCAAGGAGUGCGCUAUGUGGAUGGCGGCAUUUCGGACAACUUGCCACUCUAUGAGCUGAAGAACACCAUUACAGUGUCCCCGUUCUCAGGAGAGAGUGACAUCUGCCCACAGGACAGCUCGACCAAUAUCCAUGAGCUUCGCGUCACCAACACCAGCAUCCAGUUCAACCUGCGCAAUCUCUACCGCCUCUCAAAGGCUCUCUUCCCACCCGAGCCCAUGGUCCUCCGGGAGAUGUGCAAGCAGGGCUACAGAGACGGACUUCGAUUCCUUAGGAGGAAUGGCCUGUUGAACCAGCCCAACCCCUUGCUGGCGCUGCCCCCAGUUGUCCCCCAGGAAAAGGAUGCAGAGGAAGCUGCUGUGUCUGAGGAGAGAACUAGGGAGGAGGACAAAUUGCAGCACCAUGGACAGGAUCGAAUUCUAGAGCACCUGCCUGCCAGACUCAAUGAGGCCCUUCUGGAGGCCUGUGUGGAGCCUAAGGACCUGAUGACCACCCUCUCCAACAUGCUGCCAGUGCGCCUGGCCACUGCCAUGAUGGUGCCCUAUACUCUGCCACUGGAGAGUGCAGUGUCCUUCACCAUCCGCUUGUUGGAGUGGCUGCCCGAUGUUCCUGAGGAUAUCCGGUGGAUGAAAGAGCAGACAGGCAGCAUCUGCCAGUACCUGGUGAUGAGGGCCAAGAGGAAACUGGGUGACCACCUACCUUCCAGGCUGUCUGAGCAGGUGGAGCUGCGUCGAGCCCAGUCUCUGCCCUCUGUGCCACUGUCUUGCGCCACCUACAGCGAGGUAUUGCCCAACUGGGUACGAAACAACCUCUCACUGGGGGACGCGCUGGCCAAGUGGGAGGAAUGCCAGCGUCAGCUGCUGCUGGGUCUCUUCUGCACCAAUGUGGCCUUCCCUCCGGAUGCCUUGCGAAUGCGCACACCGGCCAGCCCUGCCUCCACAGACCCAGCCACCCCACAGCAUCCACCUGGCCUCCCACCUUGCUGAGAACCAUCAUUCCCAGUUUCCUCUGCUACCAGCCAAGCUCCGAGUCGCCCUGCCCCACUUUGAGGAGCUCUGGGGUAGACCAAGCCCCUGUCCCUUAGCUCUCUCCCUUACAUGUUGUGGAAUGAGGACAUAGGACCCUGCACAGCUGCAAAAGGGGGGGUUGAUGUAAAACAUUUUACCAGCCACUCACCGUGCUGCUCCCGGCGGGGAGGGCUGAGGUGCAUCCUCUCUGGGAGCCCACAGAGCCCUUCCCUCUCCCCUGCCCACCACCUUCUCAGUGCAGGGUCAGUCUUGAGAACUCCACAGCUGCUGCUGCUGCUCCCCGUUCUUCAAGUUUCCUUGCAGAGUGUGUCAAGAAUUAUUUAUUUUUGCCAAAGUAGAUAUAAUAAAAACCACAGCUCAGCUUC